AUGACAGAUAAUUCUUCAAUACUAGUUCCAAGCAUAGAUCCUAUUUCAAUUGUGACUAACUCUAAUCAGCAGCAAUAUUCAUUUGCUUAGAAUUCCAGACAGAACACUCAGCGUCCUCAAAUAAGUCUGCUGCCCUCUCUGCAUAAAAAGGCAAACUAGUCAUUUGACAUAAAUGUGAUAAGUGGAGGCUACAAUAGUCGUUUCGAAAGGGCGAGCAUCAACAGCCACAGUAAUGACAGAAAUCACAUGCAAAGCAAAAAGUAAAGUAUGGAGCCUACUAGGAAUGUAGGCGCAUUCGGAAUGGGGUAUGACAGAAGUGCCAUGUACUACUGUCCUCAGAAAGAAUAUGAAUCAAGUGAUUAAGCCAGAGAAGUAUUAGAGCAAUCUAAGGUAAAGAUAAGUCAGCUGCUGUCAAAGGCAAGAAAUGAGUAAUUUGAGUAAUUCAAGAGUAUGAUCAAGGAGGUAAUUGAGCAAGAUCACAACAUCUCCUUGAUGCCCACCAUCAGAGUCAAAUCUAAACCCAAGCAAGUCAAGAAACUCACUGCUCUCAAGAAUGUGCCUAUUUCAUUCAGGAACAAAGCAGAUGAUGAUCAACGUCAAUAGUCGUCAACCAAGGAUACGAUGUCUAACAAGAUUCUGAGCACGAUGUUCCUCAAGCAAGCUGGCAUGAUGGGCAUGGACCAGUUUUCAAUAAACAAGUCAUUCGAUGCUGCAUCAGCCAGACAUAGAUUUAAAAAAGAGAAUACUUUGAUCAGGACUCUUUACAACACUAUGUGCAAGACAGACUAAGUUAACAAGUGGGGCUAGAGUAACUCUCCAAAGAGAGGAAGUUCCUUGGAAAAUGACACACAGUAGUCUACUUUUAAUGAGUCCAAGAUGCAGAACUAUAACAAUAAAGAUCAUUCGCUGACUAAAAUGAAUCAAUCUAAGAUAUCAAACAAUGCUUCAAUGAUGGUGGACGACUAGCUUAGGAACUUCAUAACACUUCAGGAUAAGUUAAUGCUUCUAGACAGGACUAGACCCAAGAUCAAAAUUAUAAAGAAUGAAGACAGCCAGAGAUCACACUAGUUUCAGGGAGGUCUACUUAAAGACAAUCAUAUGAUCAUGCCUGCUACCACAACUAAUGCCACAAUUAACAAACUUCAACUUGGAAUGCCGAAGAAUAAACUUAUGAUGUAGAUGUAGCAAGGCAUCUAAUAGCUAGUUUAGAAAGUGAAAAAGCGAGAGUCUUAUCUCAUUGAGUGCUUCAGAGUAGAAGAUCCCUAUUGGAACCCUCCACCCAGAGAAUCAGGCUGUCUUGUCUAAAGCAAUCAUAAGUCUUACCUGAUAGGAGGCUUGAAUUACGAGACUAGUAAGGAUGUGCCUUAGCUGCGGAUUGUGGGUGAUCAUGUCUAAUGGCUGAAAUCUGACUAUGAAAGCCAGGAAAAGCUGGAGGGCAGGUUGCAGCACACAGCAGUUGCCUUUAAAGACAAGAUACUAAUAUUUGGGGGAUGCUAUAUGUACAAUAAGAAGAGACAGCAGAGAGAUUGCAUCAACUAGGUUGUGAUUUAUGAUCCUCAAGAGAAGACUAUGAGUGUCUUGAAGACCAGUGGAAUUUCGAUUCAGCCUAGAAGGAGGAAGAACAUGAUAGUGUAUGGAGGAUAUCUUGACAAUGGCAGUAUUACUGAUGAGCUGCUUAGUUUAGAUCUAGAUGAUUUCACUUGGCAGAGAGUAUAGCCCUAGAAAUCGAUAGAGGGUCUGGCCUAAUCAGCCAGUGUCAGUGUCAUCCUGAAGAAGCCCAAACAGCAAAUAGAAGACUAUAAUGAUUCUAAAGAUGGGAUAUAUGUAUUUGGAGGGCUUAAUAAAAAGGGAGAGCUGCUGAAUAAACUUCGGUUGUUCAGGUUCCAGACUUCAGACGGCAUAGUCAAGUUCGCAGAGUGGACUACUAUUAAAAGCAAGGGUGGUAAGACGCCCUGUCCAAGGAUAGGCCACACUAUGAACUAUCUGUCAGUGACUCAAGCUUUGAUUGUGAUUGGAGGUCGAAAUGACGAGCUAUCAAAGAACGAGCAAUCUCCUUUUUUGAAUGACAUAUAUCUAUUUCUGUUUGACUAGAUGGCUUGGACUGAGUUGAAGUAUACUGGAAAUAGCCACAGACUGGAAAAGAUCUGCAAUCAUGCUAGUACUGUGGAGACCAACUACGAUAACUAUGAAAAGGUAUUGAUAUUUGGAGGAGUGUAGAGCAAGAUGAUGCACAAGGGACUCACUAAUAAUUAGUUCAGCAUCAGUAACUAGCUUUAUCUGAUGGAGAUUAAAUUCAAGCCUUGA
Molecule: messenger RNA, 2304 nt
Organism: Stylonychia lemnae
Lineage: Eukaryota; Ciliophora; Spirotrichea; Sporadotrichida; Oxytrichidae
Source: the annotation of a GenBank genome assembly